This is a messenger RNA of Gaeumannomyces tritici R3-111a-1, 852 nucleotides long. RefSeq lists its product as hypothetical. The transcript is spliced from 2 exons. Bases 1 to 288 code for a protein of 95 amino acids. The record is from RefSeq and is a predicted model, not a curated record. Lineage: Eukaryota; Fungi; Ascomycota; Sordariomycetes; Magnaporthales; Magnaporthaceae.
AUGGAGGCCAAGCACCACCCCAGAACCCCAGCAGACGACCGCCUUACCACCGCCUGGGGCCCGCCCGCACCCAGCCCCCCAGCCCCAGCCGAAGGCGCCACGGCGCCUGCAAACUUAUCGCAGAACCAACAGGUCUGUGUUUUCUUGCCUCAGGCACUCAAGCAUGCCACAAGCCGGGCGGCGGGCGGCGGACAGGCGAACCACGAAUCAAGCACCAGGCUGACCACCACCUUGAACGUUCGUGAGCCUCCUCUUCCAAAUGUCGACAAAAUGUGGAUAACACAGUGAAGGUGGCUUACUGUCGUCUGCCCACGAUGCGAGGUUUCUGUUUCCGUCCAAUUCGGUGCCAAACAACGGACCACUUCCAACCUUUUCACCACAGCAAAGCCCAAUACUCUAUUCACUUUUCUUCGUAAGAAAAAGCCAAGGACCCAAUGGACCUAACGCAUUUGAUCACACCAGUGCAUGAUACACUCGUUCGGUAUUUUCCGAAUUUUCUCACUUGCUCGGAAGAAGUCCACUCUGUUAGGUAGGGGGUUCAACUUAUACAACCCAGAGACCCCCCGCCAACUCUGCAGAUCGCAGCAAUAUCAUCAGCAGUCAACAUGAUUCAUUCACUUUUUGGUGCUUUUCGGGCGCGCAAGGUUGCAAACGAUGUAUACAGCAGAAAGCAAAGCCACUCUUGCGAACAGACACAGAUGAUAUUAGGGCUUCUGGUCACACGUCACGGAGGUACCUACCUACCUAGGUAGUCGGUAUCAGUUAAAAGAACCCAUUAAAACCAGAGCGAUCUUCUUGUUACUCGGCACAAAUCGUCCCGUCCCGUCUUUGCAGUACAUCCCCAAAGUAGGC